AUGAGAGUCGGCGUCUUCUUCACCUCGCUUCUUGUUCUCCUCCCGACUAUCCUUGCAUCUCCGACCCACCUCUACCGUCGCGACUACUCGGGCGAAUCUGGUUCGAGCGGGAGUGGUUCUGGGAGUGAGGUUGGGAACAGUAGUGGCAGUGGCUCGAAUGUCGCUUAUAACGUCGGAGGUGUAUACGGCGGUGGUAGUGGUGGAUACAACUAUGAUGGAGGAGCUGGCGAUGGCGGCGGCUAUGGUGGAACCAACGUCGAAGAUGGGGAAGGGGAUGGUGGCGACAACGAAGGUCAGCGAGGCAGUGGCAGUGGGGGAGGGUACGACUACGACGAAGGGGGAAACGAUGACGAGGGAAGCGCUGGAGGGGCUGGAGAGGACGACGGCGACAAUGGAGGAGAUGAUGGUGGUGACAACGGAGAGGAUGGAAAUGGUAACGACGAAGGAUCGAGCGGAGAUGACGACUCGAGCAGCGAGUACGACGUUGAAGAUGUUCGUAUCCUGAGCUAUGCGCUCAGCUACGAAUACCUCGCCACUGCUUUCUACGAGGACUCUUUCUCUCGGUGGUCAUGUCAAGACUUCGAGAACUUCGGCAUCGACGAGUGGGCCUACAAACGCUACGAGCAGAUUUACAAGCACCGUAAAGCGUAUGUCAAGUUCCUCGAGAGCGCAAUCGAAGCAUCGGGCGCGGAGUUAAUCCCGCCCUGCACCUAUAACUUCGAUUAUUCCAACGAUGUCAACGAUUUCGUCAACCUCAGCCAAUACUUCGAACUCGCCGGCACGUCCCUGUAUAACGGAGUCCUUGGAUACAUUCACAACAAGACUCCCCUUUCAUUCAAUCAGAUCUGGACGAUCGGCCAUCCCUUCUACUCUUCGUGUCCCUCCUCCGGCCCUGGAAUGAACGCCUUCCCUGCCGGACUUCGCGACUAUCCUUCCUUCAAGAUCUGUAACGAGGACAUUAUCCCUGGCGAAAACGUCGGUAUCGACCUCUCAGAGGCCUACGGGGCCAACCCCAGCGCCUUCAAUGGUGAUCAGGAGCUCUUCGCCGUCUUCGCGCUCGGCACUGGCUCAUACGUUCAACCUCUGUACGCCAAGGGCUCAGACGACGGUGGAAAUGGUAACGAUAAGGACUUCUGGAUGAAGGUUCCGAAGGAACUCGAGUCGACCGGCGCUGUCUACGUCUCCAUCGUUCAAGCUUCUCCGGAUGAGGCUUCACAGUCUGGCUUCCAGAUCGACGACCAGAACACCGUCGCUGGGCCGAAGAUUUGGAUGUUCAACUAUGAUUCAGACUGGAAGCCUGAGAAGGGCUACGAGUUGUUCCAAGAUUGA
Coprinopsis cinerea okayama7#130 is the source of this 1329-nucleotide messenger RNA. RefSeq lists its product as hypothetical. The transcript is spliced from 4 exons. Lineage: Eukaryota; Fungi; Basidiomycota; Agaricomycetes; Agaricales; Psathyrellaceae. The record is from RefSeq and is a predicted model, not a curated record. Bases 1 to 1329 code for a protein of 442 amino acids.